AUGACGCUGAGAGUGCGCAGAGACGCUUGUCGAGUGCCAAUGAAUUGCGGGCACGAUGAAGUGCUGGGUGUCAUUUAUUCCGUGGAGUACACGCGUCGCGGACUCAAGAAGCUGAUCCUGAGAAAGCUUCUGUCGAGUGAACGCAAAGGCCGUCCUCUGAGUCUUAGCGACAUGGUUGCGGAUAUGGGACGAACUUCUCGUUUGGACGUGACCGGCAAUGAUGGAUCGAAAGGUGCCAUGGGUGAAGAAGUGGCUGUUGGUCGAGUCGAAUCCUGGGCGAUGUCGUUCGAAAGACUUUUGAGAGACACAGCUGGAAUCCACACAUUUGCGGAAUUUCUCAAGAAGGAAUUCAGCCACGAGAACAUCUACUUUUGGGUGGCUGUGCAAAGGUACAAGUUGAUGUUCGACAAGGAAACCAGCGACGGGGAGGAAAACAUUACCGACAAGGAAAAAGAAGAGCGGAUUUCUGCUGCCAGAGAGAUCUACGAGCGACACUUGAGCCUAUCAGCGUCGGAACCGGUGAACGUGGACAGUCAGGCCAGGCAAUUCGUUCAAGACAACAUUACGAGAGCUGAUGCGAAAAUAUUCGCAAAGGCUGAGCAGCAAAUCUUCAAUUUGAUGAAGUACGACUCGUACGCAAGAUUCCUCAAGUCACCGCUGUACAAAGACGCCGCAAAAGCGGAAAACGAAGGUCGUGAGCUUCCGUUUCCGGGCGGGGAUCAAGUUGAGGCGGAUUUGAGGCUUGAACCGUCGACCGACGGUCGGAACGAGUCGACCAUUCAGAAGAACGUCGGCAGGAGGAAGUCGUUGCUGGGCUGGGGCAAACGGUCACGAGCGAAAUCGCGCGAGAGCCGUCCGAGAUCACGAACUCGGGCACCCCGGGCUUCAUCGCUUCGAAGGUUGAGACCGAAGGAUCAAAAAACGUCAGAAGCUAGCGAAUCGUCCGGUCAGCCCAAAACCAUGUUGCCUAAUUCGACGUCUAUUCGAGACGGUUCCGUCCAAUCCAAUGGAUCACGACUUAGUUUAGCUAGUUCUGACUUGGCUUUGAUGUCACGGAACUUUUCAACAUCUCAGGAGAGUUUGCCGAGCGAAAAGGAAGCUUUGGCAAAUGUUUCGUGUAUGUCGGUGUCCAGUGCGGGGAAAGAAAACUACAACGGUCCUCUGUGUAGAAUGAUUCUGCCGGAUCAAUCGACCACAGUCGUGCCGUUGAUGCCAGGAGAAACAAUUCAUGCCCUAGUGUUCAGACUUCUAGGGAAGAAGGGUCUCAGUUAUUCAGCAACUGACGUGUAUACAAUUAAUUCGGGUGUGCCAAUUGACCAAUCCAAGGAUAGUUUGGUUCUAUCGUGCCAUGAAGUGCGUGUGGAGCGAAGAGUGCUGAUCAAUUUCGUCUUACCGUGGGAUAAGUCAGUGCCGGUGAAAGCUGGCCCGGGAAGAAAACUGUGUGAGGUUUUGCGACCGGUGUUGAAUUCACAUAAUCAGGAGUUGCAAAGGUGGCAACAGCAGCAUGGGAAGACUUCCUCACGAUACGCAUACCCUGCUCUUAAAGUGGACCAUUUCACCGCCCACCGAGGGUCGGACGAAACCAGUCUCAGCAUGAAAACCCUCGCCACUAACCUUGACAACGAAACUGUUGUGCUGAAGUUCAAGGAAGGGCCGUCAAAUAACACGCUGACUGGCAAAGGAUUGCUCGGUGCCAAAAAACUCGACGAGAUUACUAAUCGAGUGUUUUUAGAUCUCAUGCGAAGCAAAAGCGUUACCGAUGCCGAUAAAGUCCCCACGGACGACAGUUCUAGUCAAUCGUCAGGAAUCGUCGGCAGCCUGCUGCGAAGAAACUCCAUCCACGUGGAUAGGGACUUCAGUGAGAAAGGCCUUUCGGUCGCUGCAUCUGACCCAGACGCCGUGUUGGCUCCGCCACGUUUGUUCCUUGACGAUGGUGUCGGGGAUCAGCCGAGUCCAAGCCGCGAGGAACUGUAUGCCGAGCUGAAACGCGCGGACAAACUUCGGCUGGACGAUCAGCGCGGGUUGAAACUCAAUUGUGAAAUUCCUGACUUCCUCAUGGGCUCCAGCGGUGGAUCUGGAGUGACUGACGACAAGGAAAAUGAGACCAAGAGCCGAAUUGUGAAAGUGGACGAAAAGGAUUUCAUGAGGGCAUCGACAAAAGGCGCCUUUAAAACUUCAAGGAUUGAAAUAAGUGCCAGCUCGUCGUCAAUUUACGGUGAUCCAUCGUCUUCGUUUGAGACCAAGUACGAUCCGCGGAAAGAUGCGAGCGCGCUUUCCCGUUUAUGUUCAGACCCCUCUGACGUGGACUUCUACCCAUUCUGCACUGACGACCAAAGCUAUUUAAACUCUCGAAACGAAUCCGUUGGCAAAAAUGCAGGCAGUUCAAAGCCGACUUCGAGACUGAGUAGUCAGCUCACCCCGCCGCCACUGCCUCCGAAACCAAAAGUAUUCCGGGCUCCAGCUUUCUUGCGUCCUCCACCACCACCGCCACCGCUCCGACGUGAGGCCAUGGAUGCAUUGGACUACAUUGCUCCACCACGACCGAGAACCGUCCGGAGAUCGGAUCGUCUGAAUCAGACGCACGCAUUUGAGCGGAGUGGCGGAGCGGGAAAUCCGCUCCCGAGUAUAAGUUUCGUGUGAAAUUAUUUCCGUGUGGGAAAUGGGAGGCGAGGUAUUGUGGAGUCCACCGACUCAUGUUUUGGUGUUCUAGUUUCUGUUUGCAUUUUUUUUUCCUCUUGGAAUUCCAUGGAUCAUUUUACUGUGAAGUUCCCGUUGCUCGCUACUCCAUCUAACCAAAUCUUCGUUUAUGUGAUUCCUGUCGCGUGCAUUCGAACGAAUCUUCUUAAAUAAGACGCGCACGAAGAUAUAGUGUUUCUAGAAUGCAAAAAAGUAUGGGAAGUUGAUCUAACUUUUUUUUUAUUCAGGCA
Messenger RNA from Notodromas monacha, 2927 nucleotides. The record is from the annotation of a GenBank genome assembly. Lineage: Eukaryota; Metazoa; Arthropoda; Ostracoda; Podocopida; Cyprididae.